Contarinia nasturtii (swede midge) is the source of this 1410-nucleotide messenger RNA. RefSeq names its product BTB/POZ domain-containing protein 6-like. The record is from RefSeq and is a predicted model, not a curated record. Lineage: Eukaryota; Metazoa; Arthropoda; Insecta; Diptera; Cecidomyiidae. The coding region runs from base 46 to 1341 and encodes 431 amino acids. Gene Ontology annotation, molecular function: protein binding. The transcript is spliced from 2 exons.
UUUAUCUAUCAAGAAACAGUCUUUUCAAGAUUAUCCGACAUUAAAAUGGAUGAAAAAUUGUUUAUGUGUAAUAAUGGUGUAGCUGGUCGUAGUAGUGCAAAAUUGUACUUGGAUACAAAAACCGCUGACGUUACAUUUAUAUUUGGCAUCGACACCGAUCACCCUGAAUAUGUGCCAGCCCAUAAAAUUCUCCUAUCGGCAGGAAGUCCCGUAUUCGACGCAAUGUUUUACGGAUCAUUAAUUGAAGUGGGAGAUAUUCCAAUUGUCGACUCAUCAGUCGCAGCUUUUGAAGAAUUUUUACAAUUUUUCUAUAAAAGCGAAGUGCAGCUUACAUCCCAACACAUUGGCGAAGUGAUUAAUUUGUGUAAAAAAUAUGAAUUGAACGAAGCAGUCGAGGCGUGUGAAAUUCCAUUCCAAAAAUCAUUAACCAAUAAAGAAAUGUGUUGGGGCUACGAGGUGGCUGUUCUCCUUGAACUUGAGAAUUUACAACAAUUUUGUGAGCAAAAAAUUCGUGAAAAUGCCCAAGAGGUCUUGACAUCCGACACGUUCUUGGAGUGUAAUCGAGUUUCAGUGGACAAUAUUCUGCAGUUAGUAGAAUCGAAGUGUAACCCAUUGACAAUCGUCGAAGCAUGUAUGGAAUGGGCAAAGGCAGAAAAUGUGCGCAAAAAUUUGGAUUUAAAUCCAUUGACACUGAGAGGUCAACUGGGCAAUUUAUUCGAUAGAAUUCCAUUCACAGAAAUUGAAAUGGACGAGAUGUUUGACUUUGCUUCGAAAUAUCGUCGGAUUUUUUCAGACGAUGAGAUCGAGGUGUUCACACAUACGAUAGUGAGAAAAAACUUUGAAUCAAGUAUAUGUGCAUCGUUGCCCUUGUCAGUUUUACCAAAAUUAAAUUGUGAUCGACGAACAGGAGAUUUUGAUUUAAUCGAAGCUCAAACAUCCAAAUGCUGUUUUGAAUCGAAUAAAAAUAUUUUAUUGACCGAAUUCUACUUACCUCAAUUGAUUUCAAAUUCAAAUGAUAACGACCGAAGGAGGGUUGAAUUUAUUUACACUUUGAAUGGACCAUAUACUAUUUACAGGGGCAAGAUGCUAAUGUUUGAAAAAGUUACACUCACUUCGAGAGGGGAUACGCAUAUCGUUUUGCCGGAACCGAUAUUUUUGGAAGCAAAUAAAACCUACAGCCUUGGUUUGAUUGGGCAAAAUUAUGAGUUUUUGAAAGAUUUUACGUUUCUGCAAAGGCGCCAGCUUCAUAGAUCAGUUGAAUUGGAAAAUGAUAUUGAAAUCUAUUUUCAUCCCGGGGCUGAACUUAUAUCGAGAAUGUAUUUUCAAAGCACCGCAGCUUGAUUGAUUUUAUUUUAUUUUUUGUUCCUAUUUCAACUUGGAAUCUUGGAAUAAAAUCAUUUUAAAAUUGAA